AUGGAUGAUUCCCAACCCCGAUCAUUGCCUGUCCAUCCCAUUGACAAAUAUGGCCCCAAAUUCGUCGAGAAGGCUGACAAGAUACAUCACCGGGUCACUAUGAAGGAAGAAUCAAAGCCUGCCGGAGGCUUCGAUGCCACUCCCAUUCCCCAUGCCCCGCCAGGCUAUACCCUCAAAAUUACAUUCCAUCGCGCAGAGGAGCUUCCCAUCGCGGAUUUUGGCAGUUUCUCCUCCGAUCCGUAUGUCUCCGCCCAUAUGAUAGUCGACCUGCCAAAACGCCAUAAACAAGACCCCGUCAUGCGCUUUCGCACCCCGACCGUACACAAGGACAUGAACCCGAAAUGGGAAUGCGAGUGGAUUGUUGCAAAUGUCCCCGCUUCGGGGUUUCAAUUGAAAUGUCAUCUCAUGGACGAGGACCCCGCGGAUCAUGAUGAUAAGCUGGGAAUCGCUUUCAUCGAUGUUCCUACCCUCUCGGAGGACUGGGCAGGUUUCAAGGAGAAGUCCUUCAAGGUUAAAAAACGAUUCGGGAGCAAGCGUGUCUACGUCUUUACUAAUGUCUCUGCUUUUGCGACUGGUCACCAAAAGGAGUCUUGGUUAGUAGUCAGUAUCGAAUGCCUCGGCAAGACUCCUGGCACGGAGGGGGGUCAGAUAUACACUAUCGGCCCCAACCUUUGGUUUAAGCAUUUUUCUCCUAUGAUCGGGCGGCUGGCUGGCAUUAAAGAUCACGUUCAAAGCACAGAUGGUAGUGGCAAGUCUAUUAGCCGUUAUAAUUUCCAGGCUAUUCAGAUGCAGCUUACAGGCCCCGUACCUGCAGAGCUAUACCAUCGCUAUGUAGAGUUCAAGCCAUUCGUAGCGGGGAUGUUCCAGUCGCAGAGUCUACGCGGGCGUAUCUUGCAUAAAGCGCUCCAUCACCAACACCAGCGCAUCUACAAUUUCGACCGCACUACUUUGCAUGGGUCCGUCCAGACGCCUUGCCGUGAAUUCGCCCAGAAGUUUCUGGAGUUUGCGCACUAUGGUCAGGGUGGACGGAUCUUCACCUACGUGCUCACCUUGGACGGACAAUUCCGAUUUACCGAGACCGGCAAAGAAUUUGGCAUCGAUAUGCUGAGCAAGCACACUAUGCACAGUGACGUGUCUAUCUAUAUUGCGUACUCAGGUGAAUUCUUCCUUCGGCGGCGCAAACACCGUCAUCGCUGUAACUCCUCAGAAAGGCGUGCGGAGCGCGCAGUGAAUGCGGAAAGUGCAGAGAGUGCAGAGUCUGACACGGUGCCUACGCACAAGUUUCCCGUGGAGGAAGAUGAGGACCACAAUGAGGGCGAGGAUCUGGACCAAACCGAAGAAGGGAUUCCUAUCUCGACCGAUCCAGCGGACUACGAACUCUUUAUUGAUAACGACAGUGGAACCUAUCGUCCGAACGCAGAGAAGCUACCACUUCUACAGGAAUUCAUAUCCUCCAACUUCCCCGGUCUCCACGUUACGACUCUGGACUGCCAGGCGGAUGCGGAACGAAUGGGAAAAUUGAAGGACGGGCAGCGUGAAUUUAAGAAGAAUCAAGGCAAUAUGAUUACGUUCCUACAGCAAAGUAGCGCGUCUUCAUUGUCAAUCUCCAGUUCGGAAGAGGAUGAGCUCAACGAGCGCAGUGGCCAAUCCAAGCAACGGGGAGAUCUUUCCCGACGAGUCCACGAGAUGCGCGAUCUACGAGGACAGGUGAUGCGAUGGGUAGAAGCGGAUGAAAAGCCCGGUGGCCAUAAGCACAGGCAUCGGUACUUCUCUAGUCGUGAGCGCCCCGUAUCGCCUGGUGUGAUCACCACUGAUCAUAAUGGGAAAGGUCAACUCGCGACUUGA
Molecule: messenger RNA, 1845 nt
Organism: Penicillium vulpinum
Lineage: Eukaryota; Fungi; Ascomycota; Eurotiomycetes; Eurotiales; Aspergillaceae
Product: C2 domain protein
Exons: 2
Coding region: 1-1845 (614 amino acids)
Biological process (GO): positive regulation of gene expression
Source: RefSeq, a predicted model, not a curated record